GCGCCGGGAAGAACGGCCAGCCUCCCAGAAGCUGGGUGGGCUGCGCCGCGCCGCUCGCGGACCUUCCCGGGUUGGAGAGGUGCGCACACUCCGCACCUCACCCAGCGGCUGCCAUCUCCUACUCAGGAGAUUCGCACUGGAGCCUGAGUUCCUGAGUCUUUGGAGCCACCACUUGCGAAUGCCCUUCGCUUCUACUGAGCCAUGCCCGGCAGCCCAGUGAGAUUAUUCCAGGUCUUAGAAGACCGUCUUCAAAAACCCAAAAUGAAGUUCACAUUUACACGCUGGUGCUUGACCCUCUUCAUCUUUCUGAAUCGCCCAAUUCCAGUUCUUCCUGCCACUUCAGAGGUCACCCACCCUCCAACAAUAGAGCCGGAGCCAUUUCUCUACCUUUUAGGAAAGCAGAGACUGUUGGAGGCACAGCACAGAUGCUAUGACCGAAUGCAAAAGUUACCCCCAUACCAAGGAGAAGGUCUGUAUUGCAACCGUACCUGGGAUGGAUGGUCCUGCUGGGAUGACACACCGGCUGGAGUGCUCGCCCAACAGCACUGCCCAGAUUAUUUUCCGGACUUUGAUGUAGCAGAAAAAGUUACAAAGUACUGUGAGGAAGACGGGGUUUGGUACACGCACCCUGACAGCAACAUAUCCUGGUCCAACUAUACUAUGUGUAACGCUUUCACUCCUGAGAAAAUGCAGAAUGCAUACAUUCUGUACUACUUGGCUAUUGUGGGUCAUUCUAUGUCGAUGUUCACCCUGGUGAUUUCCCUGGCGAUUUUCGUGCUUGUUAGGAGCCUUAAGUGCCAAAGGGUGACUCUGCACAAGAACAUGUUUCUGACUUACGUUCUGAAUUCUAUCAUUAUCAUCAUCCACCUGGUUGAAGUUGUGCCCAACGGAGAGCUCGUGAAAAGGGAUCCGCCGAUCUGCAAGAUUUUGCACUUUUUUCAUCAGUACAUGAUGUCGUGCAACUAUUUCUGGAUGCUCUGUGAAGGGGUCUACCUUCACACACUCAUCGUGGUGUCUGUGUUCGCUGAGGGACAACGCAUGUGGUGGUAUUAUGUCCUGGGCUGGGGGCUCCCGCUGGUGCCAACCACUGCCCAUGCUAUCGCAAGGGCACUGUUAUUCAAUGACAAUUGCUGGCUGAGUGUGGACACCAACCUGCUUUACAUCAUCCAUGGUCCUGUCAUGGGGGCAUUAGUGAUCAACUUCUUCUUUUUGCUCAACAUCGUCCGGGUGCUUGUGAAGAAAAUGAAGGAAUCCCAGGAGGAGGAAUCGCACAUGUACCUGAAGGCGGUGAGGGCCACUCUGAUCCUGGUGCCCCUGCUUGGGGUCCAGUUCGUCGUCCUUCCCUGGAGACCUUCCCACCCAGUGCUUGGAAGGAUCUACGACUACGUGAUGCACUCUCUGAUCCACUUCCAGGGAUUCUUUGUUGCCGUCAUUUACUGCUUCUGCAACCACGAGGUCCAAGCCGCUCUGAAGCGUCAAUGGAACCAAUACCAAGCCCAGCGCUGGAGUGGCCGCCGCCGCGCCAACCGCGCCGCCAACGCUGCUGCUGCCACUGCCGCUGCCGCUGCCGCCCUGGCUGAGGCUCCUCAGAUGCCUGUCUACAUCUGCCAUCAGGAGCCAAGGAACGAGCCCACCAACAACCUAGGCGAGGAGGGGGCUGAGGUCACCGCUAUGGAGGGGGCUGAGGUCAUCACUGUGGAGGGUGCUGAGGUCAUCGCUAUGGAGGGUGCUGAGGUCACCGUUAUGGAGGGUGCUGAGGUCAUCGCCAUGGAAAUCAUCGAGCAAGAGUCAUCCGCUUGAAUGUGACGCAAACACAACAUCGUGAUCACUGAGCCCUCAUUUCCUGGGAGAAAGACCGACCAUGCAUUUAAAGUGAUUUCCAUCCUCCCAGGAGCAAACAUCUCAUUUGUCCAUAGUGAACCUGAAGAAAGUUUUACUUGGUACUGUUGCUACCGGGAGACAGUCUAGGAAUGGAGUCUCCCUCUGCAACACUUGUGAACUCCUGUGAAUUCCAUCUUUCAUCCAGGACUGAGAUACAAAUGUCAUAGUAAUGCAAGCAAAGUGUCCGAGUAAAACACAGUUAAAUUGACCUAGUUCAGAUACAGGGUGCUCCUUGUUAAUCUUGAGCCAUUUAUACCUUUGAAAAAUUAAAAUCACUGUCAAUGUUUUUCUUUUUAACUCUAAACUUUGAGUUAGGAUACUUCUGUAUUUGGCUAUGGAUCUGAUUUUUAAUUUUUUUUUUAAUUUCUAUCAAUUCUGAUGUUACUCAGAUGUUUUACCAUCCACACAAUGUAAACUGCACAAAUUACAAUGUGACCUCCCCAAGACAAUGUGGCUUUCUAAUAUAGAGAUGACCAAGUGUGUGGGGGGGAAAAGAUUUGCAUUUGGCAGGAAAAUGUAAUGCUUUGAAUGAAAAAGAAAUUUAGAGUCAGUUUGCUCUAAACCUUAGAUGGGUCCAUUUGUUAAUUGGUUUACUAAUACUGACACUCAUCUUUGUUUUGGAUAAUCCUAUCUGUUGGGCAGGCCCUAACUGCUGUGAGGAAUUGGCCUUCAUGUUGCUAACACUUAUAAAUUGGGAGGUCACAAAGAAUCCAUCACUAAAUUUUUCACAAAACUGCCAAAAAUAUAAUUCCUAGUGGAAGAGAAUACUCUCUUUAAAGAGAGUUUUCCACUUUCCUAAACUCCAGGAUUUAUAAAGCAAAUCAUUCCAAGGUUUAUAAAGCAGAUUACCUCUUGCCCUUGGGUGCUAUCUAGCAGUAAAAAAUUUGUUUAAGACUCGUAAUUAAAAGACUCCAUACAAGUCCAUUAACUGCUUUCCACCCAGCUUCUAAACUUAACAAGAUCUCAGCCUUUUCCAGGAAGAUUCAGUAGGACUAAUUAGAAAUCAGUUUGUAGUUGACCUCUUGUUUGCUGCUAUUAGUGAAACAGGAGGGGGAAAAAAUUAACUGCUACAAGUUUAACUAUAUACCAACUCAUUUAAAAUAAAAAUAGACUUUCUCAUUAAAAUCCAAUGUUAUACUCCCAUACCUCUCUUCCUGCAAUAUAAAAUCUUCAAAAAUCCCUGAGUAAACCAGUAUCAUUACUGGCACCUGAAAUUAAUUUGUGAAUUUGCAACAGUAAUCAGUUACCGUUAGUUAAUUUGUAUGCUAAAUGAGGAGAUCCAUUGAAGCCCUCCAAAUCUCAUCUCAUGUACAUCAUCAUAUGCCACUGCCUUUCAGAAAUGAUAUAGUUUUGGAAAGACAAAAAGUUGAUUUGUUCUGGUUGCAUAUUUAGUGCACCCAAAGAAAAUUAUAUUCUUUCACAGAAAAUGUAUUUUGGAUACUAAAGUAGCUUAAGUCUCCUUUACUUGAAUGUAAGGGAGGAUUUGAAAAGAGGGUAUUUUUCCAAUCACAGUGUUUAUGUAAUAGCGUUUCUAUUUUUGUUUACAAACAUGGAAAACAGAGUAUUUCUGGCAGCUCUAGUACAAAUGUGAUAAUAUUUUGCUGAAAUAUUCUAGAUGCUAUUGUGCUAAUAUAGUGUGGCUGAAGAAAAUCAAACAGCUUACUAUAGAAUUGUGCACAGUGCCAAAAUUAUGUGAAAUGCUUAUGCUACAUCCAUGUAUGAAUUAAUACAGAGUAUGUGAUAAGCAAAAAGUUGUAUAUGUGCAUAUUUUUCUAAAGAAGCAUAUUCUUUAUCUUUUCA
Molecule: messenger RNA, 3681 nt
Organism: Balaenoptera musculus (blue whale)
Lineage: Eukaryota; Metazoa; Chordata; Mammalia; Artiodactyla; Balaenopteridae
Gene: CALCR
Product: calcitonin receptor
Exons: 14
Coding region: 202-1800 (532 amino acids)
Biological process (GO): cell surface receptor signaling pathway; adenylate cyclase-activating G protein-coupled receptor signaling pathway; positive regulation of cytosolic calcium ion concentration
Cellular component (GO): plasma membrane; axon
Molecular function (GO): calcitonin receptor activity; amylin receptor activity
Source: RefSeq, a predicted model, not a curated record